UCCGGGUGGCUGCGGGCAGCGGUGGUGGCUGCGGCUGCGGGGUCCGUGUCGCAACCAGUGCCAGGUCGCAGCGAGUUCGGAGGCGGAACGCCUGAGGGCGGCGUCCCCACGCGAGGUGACCCCGUCGGAGGGAGCGCACCCCAACCUGCGCCUCCGCGUCCCAGCAGGACCGUCAUCCUGGCCUCCGUGGGCUGAAGCGGGGGCUAGGGGCUCCAGCCCUCCCCUCCCAGGAGGCUCCCUGCCAAGAUGGCGUCAGCUGGAGAUCCCCCGACGGGCCAGCGCGAUGCAGCAGACCAGAACUUCGACUACAUGUUCAAGCUGCUGCUCAUCGGCAACAGCAGCGUGGGCAAGACGUCCUUUCUGUUCCGCUACGCCGACGACUCCUUCACGCCCGCCUUUGUCAGCACCGUGGGCAUCGACUUCAAGGUCAAGACCGUCUACCGCCACGACAAGAGGAUCAAGCUGCAGAUCUGGGACACGGCAGGCCAGGAGCGCUACCGUACAAUCACCACAGCCUACUACCGCGGAGCCAUGGGCUUCCUGCUCAUGUAUGACGUCGCCAACCAGGAGUCCUUUGCCGCAGUGCAGGACUGGGCCACGCAGAUCAAGACCUACUCCUGGGACAACGCUCAAGUCAUCCUCGUGGGGAACAAGUGUGACCUGGAGGACGAGCGUGUCGUGCCCACUGAGGAAGGCCAGAGGCUCGCUGACGACCUUGGUUUCAAGUUCUUUGAGGCCAGCGCCAAGGAGAACAUCAACGUGAAGCAGGUCUUCGAGAGCCUGGUGGACAUCAUCUGCGAGAAGAUGAAUGAGUCCCUGGAACCCAGCUCCAGCCCGGGCAGCAAUGGGAAAGGCCCGGCCUUGGGGGACACCCCGCUGCCGCAUACCAGCAGCUGCCCCUGCUAGAGAUGAUCCCUCAGCCCCGCCCACCCCCUCCUGCCUCGGCAGGAGCAGUGACUGAGGCAUUAGCCACAAGGGCUGUUUCCAAGCUCAGGGCGCCCCCUCCCCUCCCAUCAGCCGCAUCCCCCCCGCCCCCUGCCAACUCCCGCAUGGCGCAUCCUCUGGCCAUGGCCACCAGUCUGCCCCAGCAGCCCCUUUCACAGGCUCCAGACCCUGAGGACUCCACACUGCAGGCAGAGUCUGGGGAUAGGGGCGUGCACGAGCUUGCUGCUUUCAGGCGUCUUCAUGGGGGUAGUGCGGGCAGCGUGUCCCACCCCGCCUGGUGGAAAGGCAUCCACAGUGCCUUCUGGGUUAGAACCACUUAUCCACAUAACGUUUCUUUGGCGGGCAUUGCUUGGAGCUCACGUGCUGGCCAAAGACGGUUCUUCUCCCUCGUGCAGCGGGGAUUCUCAGACUUCACCCCUGGCGAAGUGGAAGGCGGCUCCUUUCUCAGGAUCACCCGGUCUGCUUGUGAACCUUCUCAGACCUCGAGGCUCCAAGGCAGGGUGGUGAUUUCGUCCCCCCAGAACCCUCCUUUCAGGCCUGCACAUCCUCUGCCUGUGAAAGCAGUAUUAAAGCAGCUUUUCCCGUUGUAAGAGAAGAGGGAGUCAGACCCCCCCCCCCACACACACACACCCUGUUCCC
Molecule: messenger RNA, 1584 nt
Organism: Kogia breviceps (pygmy sperm whale)
Lineage: Eukaryota; Metazoa; Chordata; Mammalia; Artiodactyla; Physeteridae
Source: RefSeq, a predicted model, not a curated record